CUAGCUGACACUACUGUCCCUUGGAGUUUAGAAUACAAGAAUUCUUUUCAAGAUAAAAAUUUGCAGGAAAAUAUGGCCACGCCUAACGGUGCAACUGAUACUUCACAAGAAAAAGAUCCUCAAUGUGAAGAGAUUAUCAUUGACAUUACAGUCAAGGAGCCUAAGUGGGGCUCCGAGUGUUGCAUCUACAAGGUCCCCAAAAGACUUCGCAAGGUCAAGGAACAAGCCUACACUCCAAAGCUAGUUUCAAUAGGCCCUGUUCAUCACGACAAUGAUGAACUGAAGGACAUGCAGAAGCUGAAAAAGAGUUAUUUCAAGGAAUUCUUUUCUCGGACUUGCAAAGAACCGAAGGAGUUUGCCAGCAUAGUUAAAAAAAACAUAAAAAAGAUACGCGACUGUUACGCAGUAGAGAUUUCUCUACCCGAAAGGGAUGAAGAUUUGGUAAAAAUGAUUCUGCUGGAUUCUAUCUUUAUCAUUGAGCUCUUCUGGAGGAGUGAUGCAGAGGAUAGAGAAAAUGAUGAUUAUAUAUUAAGUAAACCAUGGUUAAAGGAUGGCAUAACGCAAGACUUGAUAUUACUCGAGAAUCAGCUACCUUUUUUUAUUCUUGACUUGUUAUUUCAACAUUUCAGUGGCACUCCUAAUUCCUUUUUUAAGCUUGCUUGUAAUUACUUUUUUACGAGCCAGGAGGAAUGCUCUAAGAAGGAAGUAAAACAUUUCACUGAUUUGCAGAGACAUUUCUUCCGUCCACCUGACCAGAAACUUGGAAAUCCUAUUGAACAUCGACAUAGUGCCACAAAACUGGAGAUGGCGGGAUUGAUAUUCCAAACUCAAAAAGGACCAGAAAAAAAGAGAAGCUUGCUUAACGUGCAAAUCCAAAAGGGUAAUAGCUUUUCGGAAAUAUUUCCAUGCUUCAAUUGCUCAUGGCUCAUGCAUUGCUUGCCGUGCUUGAAAAAGAUUUCAUUCUUGGAGCGUAUGCAAACUCGGUUGGUAGUCCCACACUUUGUGGUAGAUAACAAAACCGAAGACCUUUUUCGAAAUCUCAUGGCCCUUGAGCAAUGUCAUUAUCCAAAUGAAGCCUACAUAUGCAAUUAUGUCUUGCUAUUGGAUUUUCUUAUCAACAAUAAAGACGACGUAGAGUUGCUUGUUGAGGAAGGGAUUAUUGUUAACUCUCUAGGCAGUAAUAAAGCAGUUGCCGACAUGGUUAACAAACUUGGCCAUGAAAUUGUGGAAAAAAAUUCCUAUUACCAUAAGGUUGCUGAAGAUCUUAAUAAGUACUACCGCAAUUGGUGGAAUCAAAAUAUGGCAUCCUUGAAAACAGUAUAUUUUCGGGAUAUUUGGAGAGGAACUGCAACUGUUGUUGGCAUUAUAGUUCUUGUGGUAACUGUCAUGAAUUUCCUUAGGCCUUUUGUGUUCAGGCAUAUUUAAGUUUUGUGUCUGAAAUAUUAUCAUAUUAGUUGGAAGUUUGGCAAUGCAAGUGUUGAUUUUGAAAUUGUCAAUCUGUUCAGUUUGUGUUAUUGUUUCCUUUCUAAGAAGUUCUACUUUUGUACUUCACCUUUUGGAUGCUCCAAAGUCCAAACGUUAUUUCAGCA
This is a messenger RNA of Quercus lobata, 1589 nucleotides long. Its product is annotated as UPF0481 protein At3g47200-like. The record is from RefSeq and is a predicted model, not a curated record. The transcript is spliced from 3 exons. NCBI's taxonomy places the organism in Eukaryota, Viridiplantae, Streptophyta, Magnoliopsida, Fagales, Fagaceae. Bases 73 to 1425 code for a protein of 450 amino acids.